AUGCGCGGAGCGCGCACGCGGCGGUUGGGCCGUUGGCUGCGCCGCCCCGGGAUCCACCGCGACUCCGCCAUCAGCAGCCGCCGUGAGCACGCGGAUUCCAGCCGGUGCCAACGAGCCCGGGGGCACAGCCCGCGGCGGCCAAGCUCAAGGCCGGCUGAGCGGGACACCGCCUCUGCCUCAGCCACCGCCGCCGAAGACUACUGGGACUGGCGCCUGCGACGAACAGGAGGAGGAGGAGGAGGAGGUCGAGCGGCCUCACCCCGGGCCGCCGCCCCAGGCGCCGCCUCGCGGGCCCCGCAGCUCUGAGGUUGCUCGCGCUCCCUGCCAGUCGCCAUGGAUCGGAUGAAGAAGAUCAAACGGCAGCUGUCAGUGACACUCCGAGGUAGCCGAAGCACAGAAAAGACCAAUGGUGCCACUGAGCAGAUGGGCCUGGAUGAGAGUGGUGGUGGUGGUGGCAGUGACCCCGGAGAGGCCCCCGCACGUGCUGCUCGUGGGGAACUUCGCUCUGCACCAGAGAUUGUGCAUGAGGACUUGAAGAUGGGGUCUGAUGGGGAGAGUGAGCAGGCUUCGGCCACAUCCUCGGAUGCGGUGCGGGCUCCGGUGAGAGUGCGCAUGCGCAGCCAUCCCCCACGCAGGAUCUCCACUGAGGACAUCCACCAGCGCCUAUCGCUACCGGCUGACAUCCGGCUACCUGAGGGCUACCUUGAGAAGCUGACCCUCAAUAGCCCCAUCUUUGACAAGCCACUCAGCCGCCGCCUCCGUAGUGUCAUCUUGUCUGAGAUGGGCUUUGGGAAACUGGAGACUUACAUUAAGCUGGACAAGCUGGGCGAGGGUACCUAUGCCACCGUCUACAAAGGCAAAAGCAAGCUCACAGACCACCUUGUGGCGCUCAAGGAGAUCAGACUGGCACAUGAAGAGGGGACACCGUGCACCGCCAUCCGGGAAGUAUCUCUGCUCAAGGACCUCAAACACGCCAACAUUGUUACACUACAUGACAUUAUCCACACGGAGAAGUUGCUCACCCUUGUCUUUGAGUACCUGGACAAGGACCUGAAGCAGUACCUGGAUGAUUGUGGGAACAUCAUCAACAUGCACAACGUGAAACUGUUCCUGUUCCAGCUGCUCCGUGGCCUGGCCUACUGCCACCGGCAGGAGGUGCUACACCGAGAUCUCAAGCCCCAGAACCUCCUCAUCAACGAGAGAGGAGAGCUCAAGCUGGCUGACUUUGGUCUGGCCCGGGCCAAGUCAAUCCCAACAAAGACGUACUCCAGUGAGGUGGUGACACUGUGGUACCGUCCCCCUGACAUCCUGCUUGGGUCCACGGACUACUCCACUCAGAUUGACAUGUGGGGUGUGGGCUGCAUCUUUUAUGAGAUGGCCACAGGCCGGCCCCUCUUCCCGGGCUCCACGGUGGAGGAACAACUGCAUUUCAUCUUCCGCAUCUUAGGAACCCCAACUGAGGAGACGUGGCCAGGCAUCCUGUCCAAUGAGGAGUUCAAGACCUACAACUACCCCAAGUACCGAGCCCAGGCCCUUUUGAGCCACGCACCCCGACUUGAUAAUGACGGGGCUGACCUCCUUACCAAGCUGCUGCAGUUUGAGGGUCGAAAUCGGAUCUCCGCAGGGGAUGCCAUGAAACAUCCAUUCUUCCUCAGUCUCGGGGAGCCGAUCCACAAACUUCCUGACACUACUUCCAUAUUUGCACUAAAGGAGAUUCAGCUACAAAAGGAGGCCAGCCUUCGGUCUUCAUCAAUGCCUGACUCAGGCAUGCCGGUUUUCCACGUGGUGGACACCGAGUUCUAAGCCACAGACCGAGGCCCCAGCAGGCAGCGGCUGGAGGGAUGCCACAACCUUCACAGGGCAGCCCCCAACUACAUCUUCCCUGCUUACUCUCUGCCUACCUGCCUGAGCCAUGUUCGCCUGCCCACUUGUCCCCUGCUGUCUGCCCAAACACCCGACCAUUGGCCUGUCAACCCACCCACUGGCCCGUCUGCUGGGUGCUAACAAAGCGCUCAUCACUCCUUC
This is a messenger RNA of Saimiri boliviensis boliviensis (Bolivian squirrel monkey), 2025 nucleotides long. NCBI's taxonomy places the organism in Eukaryota, Metazoa, Chordata, Mammalia, Primates, Cebidae. The record is from RefSeq and is a predicted model, not a curated record.